Anguilla rostrata (American eel) is the source of this 1462-nucleotide messenger RNA. It is a transcript of the gene syt8, whose product is annotated as synaptotagmin VIII. Lineage: Eukaryota; Metazoa; Chordata; Actinopteri; Anguilliformes; Anguillidae. The record is from RefSeq and is a predicted model, not a curated record. Gene Ontology annotation, molecular function: calcium ion binding; syntaxin binding; clathrin binding. Gene Ontology annotation, cellular component: dense core granule; synaptic vesicle membrane; plasma membrane. Gene Ontology annotation, biological process: synaptic vesicle endocytosis; regulation of calcium ion-dependent exocytosis; calcium ion-regulated exocytosis of neurotransmitter.
CAGAACUGGCGCCGUCUCGUCAGUCAGGCCCAGAAUAUCCCCCAUGAACAGAACCCGGAGCGGGCCGGUGGAGUCCAGGACACUCUGCGGGUACAGCAGCGCAGCCGGGACACCUGAACGCGAAACAGAACCACAGAUAUAGCGCCAUGCAGCGGGUCCUGCGCGUCUUGCGUACAGCGUGCCUGCGGGGGACUGGAGACGAGAUGCGUCCCUGGGCCGUUCUGCCUCUUCUCCAGAGCUCAGGGUUUACCUGGAGCAGACAGGUGAAACUCUUCAGUCCUGGGGAAGGAAGGUUUCUCGGCCUCAGCCCAUAAAUCAUGCCUCACACACCCUCCCAACAUUCAGACCCUCGGGCCGGCUCCACCGCUACCCCCACCCCCGCUUUUAACAGCACGACCACUGCCCCCCCAGGCUUUCUGACGCAGCUGCUCGACAGGAUCCCCCUGCCAUUGUGGGCCAUUUACGCCAUCUUGGCUCUGACCCUCCUGCUGUUCCUGGCCUGCGUCGUGUGCAUCUGCGUGAAGUGCUGCUGCAAGGACAAGAAGAAGAGGAAACAGAAGAAGAAGGAUGUGGACCGGCCGAUGAGCUUGAUUGAUGUGAACGGCUCCUCUGGCACCGAGCUGGUCCAGCCUGAGGUGGAGGACUCCUCUGACGAGCCCAAAGGAAGGCUGCUCUACUCACUGGAGUACAGUCCACACAGCUCAGAGGUCACGGUGGGGGUGAUGGAAGCGGCCGGGUUGAAAGCGGUGGCCCAGGAGGGCACGUUAGACCCUUACGUCAGACUCUGCAUCCUGCCAAACAACACCAAGACCUUUGAGACCAAAGUGUUCAGAAGCACUCUCAACCCGGCCUUCAACGAGCAUUUCACAUUCAAGAUCGCUCAGUCGGAGCUCAGCCGGUCCACCCUGGUGCUGCAGGUGUUCGACUUCAACAGGUUCACCAAACACGACGUCAUCGGCGAGCUGCGGCUGCAGCUGGGCGCGGUCGACUGGAAUCACGUGAUCGAGGAGUGGGGGGAUUUGAGCGAGGCGUCCGACAUCGAGGAGAGCUUUGGAGAAAUCUGCUUUUCCCUGCGCUACGUCCCCGCAGCGAAGAAACUGCGCGUGGGGAUCCUGGAGGCCAGGAACCUGAAGAAGAUGGACCUGGGGGGCAUGGCAGAUCCCUAUGUGAAAGUGCAGCUGAUCCUGGGAAGGAAGAAGUGGAAGAAGAAGAAGACGUCAGUGAAGAAGAAAACGCUGAAUCCCUACUUCAACGAAAUGUUUUCCUUCGACGUGUCAUUUGACCAGAUUCAGGCAAGUGGGACUGUAGCUGUGAUUCAUGGUGAUUAUGAUGAUGAUGAGGAUGAUGACGAUGAUGGCAGUGUUUCACAAGUCCCGCACACAAAUGGGACUGAGCUGAAGUAAUCAGGCCUGGCUUGAAUAUUUAUUUGAGAUGCUUGAAGUCUAUCGAUGCAGCUAUAAAA